ACAGUAAGCCAUUGACUGUCUAUCAUGAAGUACUUAACGUGUGCACUGCUCUUGCUGGCCCUGAUUCCGGCUCUGAUCAGCGCAGCUCCCAGCACUGUGGUGGUCAAUGGUGUUUGCCUGACGUGUCCCAAUCCCCAGGGAGAUCGAGUCUAUUUGGAUGGCCAGGAGUACCGCAGCUUCUCCUCCUCAUCCAACGAUGAUGGCAAUGUGGUCAUCACACGGGGAGGACGGGGAGGCGGCACUGUCUAUCGGAGAGGCGGCAAUACCGUCGUCAAUGGUCGUUGCGAACACUGCAAUGUGGAUGUUUAACAUCAGAAUAAACUCUGAAGUGAACUAUUAAGUUUAGUAAA
Drosophila persimilis is the source of this 350-nucleotide messenger RNA. RefSeq lists its product as uncharacterized. Gene Ontology annotation, biological process: defense response. The record is from RefSeq and is a predicted model, not a curated record. Bases 25 to 309 code for a protein of 94 amino acids. NCBI's taxonomy places the organism in Eukaryota, Metazoa, Arthropoda, Insecta, Diptera, Drosophilidae. The transcript is spliced from 3 exons.